Messenger RNA from Etheostoma spectabile (orangethroat darter), 823 nucleotides. RefSeq names its product asialoglycoprotein receptor 2. NCBI's taxonomy places the organism in Eukaryota, Metazoa, Chordata, Actinopteri, Perciformes, Percidae. The record is from RefSeq and is a predicted model, not a curated record. The transcript is spliced from 5 exons. The coding region runs from base 40 to 705 and encodes 221 amino acids.
GUGUCUGUAUGUAAAUCUACUAUAUGUCUAUGUGGCAGGAUGUUGUCUACAUUUGUGUUUGAUGUUAAUCUUUCAGAGGAAAUGGAGGAAGAAGAAGCAGACUAUGUUAACAUAUCAUCCAGGACUGGGGAUAAAAAAGUGGCAGCUCGUCUAAACCAGAGGUCUCGCUGCUUCUCUCAGUCUUUUCUACCCAUAGCAGUGUGUUGGCUGAUACUCUUGGUCAUCAUGGGCCUCUGUAUCUACUUUACCAAUCGCAUCCUCAACGACAAAAUCAGCGUCUUAGAAAACCAGAUCACAAACCUGACCGCAGUCAACCAGGAGCUGGAGACAUGGAGGGACAACGUGAUAGGACAAACCAAAAACAUGGAGACAACCUGGAACAAACUCAACGUCAGUCAAGCUAAGUGGACUCUUGAUUUCUACUGCCACAGAGAAAACCAAGAGAGACGGUGUAGAGCGUGUCCUCAGGGCUGGGAACUCUUCGGGUCCAGCUGCUAUCUGAUUCAUCCGUCUGACGGGAAAACCUGGGAGGACGCUCGAGAAGACUGCAGAGGACAGGGUUCAGAUUUGGUUGUUGUACACGAUGAAGAUGACCAGAAUGUCCUCACGUAUGUCAAUAGGUACAUCUACGGGUCCUGGGUCGGUCUGAGGGCUGAAGGGGGGACAUGGAAGUGGAUCGAUGGAAGUGGUCUGACUGAAAGGUGAGAGACACUUUGAAUCAGAAAAAGAGGCUUAAGACAUGUCUGAUUAACCAAACUUUAUUAUUAUUAUUACCAUUUUAUUUAACCCUCGUCUCGUCUUACUGUCAAAAUAGAAAAUCAAC